CGACCGUUGGAGAGGGAGAAAGGAGGGAGAGAGGGAGGGAGGAGCCUCGGCGGUCACGUGACUCGCGCGCCGUGACGUUGUUCCUGCGCCGGGCAAGAUGGCGGCCCCCAGGAAGGGAAGGAGGCUGAGCUGGACCUGAGCUUUCCACGGCGGGAGAAGUGCCGCCUUUGAACAUAACCAGGUUGGGUUCUUGAGAGUCACAGGGGACCGACGGACCGACCGCCAGCACCAUGCUGAACAAACAGGUGGUGGGGGAAUCUCUGGUCGUGUUCGUGGCCGUCGUGUGGGUCCACAGCGCCGCCUGGGACCGGUUCUCCUGGUGCGCCGUGGCCCUCGCCAUCCAGGCUUUCUACACCCAGUUCAAGUGGGACCACCUCCUCCGGCAGGGCAACGCCGUCUUCCAGUUCCGGACGGGCGCCAACAGCGGCCUGCUCCCGGCGUGCAUGGCUCUCCCGUUGCUGGGGAUCGUGACCAAGGAGAGGUGCCAGGCGGCCGGCAUGGUGUACUUCGAACGCUUCGGCAUCGUGGUGGCCUGCACUGGCAUGGCCAUCGCCCUGUUCCUCUCCGUGAUCGCCCUCGGCAUCACCAAACCGGUGCCGACCAACACCUGCAUCAUCUCUGGCAUCGCCGGCAGCCUCAUCAUCUACACCAUGAAGCAUUCUCUGACCGUCUCCGAAGUGAUCGAGGUCCUCGAAGUCCUGCUCAUUUUUGUCUACCUGAGCAUGAUCCUCUUGUACUUGCUGCCGCGGUGUUUCACCCCCGGCGAAGCCUUGCUCAUCCUGACGGGCAUCAGCUUCGUCCUCAACCAGCUCAUCAAGCGGUCUCUGAACGUCGCUGAGAGCCGAGGCGACCCCAUCGACUUCUUCCUCCUGGUCGUGGUGGUCGGGGUGGUUCUCCUCGGGAUAUUCUUCACCGUCCUCUUCUUCUUCAUGGACUCCAGCACCUGGAUUUCCGCCAUGUUCUUCCACAUGAUGACAGCCGUGCUGGGACUCGGAGUUAUUAUGCCUUGGCUCUACCGCCUGAUCCGACGCAACCCCUUGUUCUGGCUCUACCAGUUCCUCUCCCACACGCAGACCAGAGUCUACCUCCUAGCCUACUGGACCCUUCUGGCCACUUCGGCGUGUGGCGUGGUCCUCUACCAAAACACCAAGAGGGCCUCGGGCUCUAAAAAACACCAAGCUUCCACCGUCACUAGGAAAUACUUCCACUUCAUCAUCGUGGCGACUUACGUCCCGGGGCUCAUUUAUGACCGCCAGCUGCUCUACGUGGCGGCCGUGGUCUGCCUGGCAGUGUUGAUUCUUCUAGAAUACAUCCGCUACUUCACAAUCAAACCCUUCGGGCAGGGGCUAAGACAUUUGCUUUCUCUGUUUCUGGAUGAGCGGGAUAGCGGGCCCUUGAUCUUGACUCACAUCUACCUCCUCCUGGGCUUGUCCCUCCCCGUCUGGCUCUUCCCUAGACCUUGUGCCCCCAAAGGGACCUUACCCGGGGCGGGAGCUUUAGCUCCUUAUUCCGGGGUGCUCUCCGUAGGCGUCGGGGACUCAAUGGCCUCUGUUUUCGGCAGUACCCUGGGAGAAAUCAAAUGGCCGGGAACAAAGAAGACGUUCGAAGGGACCAUGAUGGCCAUCUUUGCUCAGAUCAUUGCAGUCGCCCUCAUCCUGAUUUUCGACACCGCUGUGGACCUGAACGCCAGCUACGCCUGGAUCUUGGCUUCUAUUAGCUUGGUUUCCCUUCUCGAAGCCUACACGACCCAAGUGGACAAUGUGAUUCUGCCUCUCUACCUCCAGAUUCUGCUGAUGACUUAGGACCUGAGUGGGGAUAAAAACGAUCUCUCGGGGGGCGGGGGAAGAUCCGUGCUCAUUUGUGCUUUGGAUGGCUUAAAUAGGGAUCAUUGUGAUGCACAGCGGAUGUCACGGCUUGCGAAGCAGAUCAUUAUGUCCAAACGAUUGCUCUUGGAUGAAAAUCAGUAUUGAAAGUGGGAAUAUGUCAGUGUUUCUGUCUGCAGUGGGCAUUUUUAACUUUAUGUCUGACACCACGCCAGCAGGGAUGACAGUACUGGAGAGUCUCAUAAUUCCCUUUACAUUGAAAGGCGUGUAGAAAGGGAAUGAAAGCAGUAAAAACUCAUCCAGUAGGUCCCCCGUAUCUGUGGGGGAAUCAGGCCCCAGGGUCUUUGGCAGAUGCCGAAAAAUGUGGAAUAUAGCAAAUGCUAUUUUAAUAGCAAAGACGCUACAUAGCAUGGCUUCUGGCUCCCCCUAGUGGCCAUUUUGAAUAAUAUCAACCCUAGAAAUCUAUAUGUCUAAGAUUUUUCUUUUAAUAUUUUUAGACCAGCAAUAAGUGAAUCAGCAGAUACUGAUUCCGCAGAUAAGGGAGUCCUAUUGUAACACAGUUAAUGCACUGGUUUGUAUGGUUGAACAAACAGAAUUUAUUGCGCUAGGCAAGAGGCUUCCUCACGCAGCUGAUGGAAAUCAUAUAUCACCUGCACAAAAACUAUAAAAUGCCACUGUGAAAUUCACAGACAAACUUAAUUUGUUGGCUUUCAUUAACUAGAGCCUCCACCCAGAUAUCAGAAAACAUGGAAAUAUUGAAUGCUAUACAUAGCAUGGUCUCUGGCAUCCUCUAGUGGCCAGCUCUGGCAAAUCCAUCCUGGAAAUACAUAUUUUUUCAUUUAGUCUCUUUAGGCAGUGGAUAAAGGAAUUAGCGGAUACUGAUCCUGCAAAUAGGAAGGGUCUUACUGUAGAUGCAGAGCACAGGCCAGCCCAAAGCACAAUAAACACAAUACUGCUAAAAGACAGAGUAAUUAAACUCGCGUUAAAUGAGCACACAGUCCCCAUUCCAAAAUUUGCUCUUCUGUUGCUUCAGCUGUUUCAAUAUAAACAAACUUCAAAAGAAACGCAACACGUUUGAUAUGGAACUUGCAUUAAAACCAAUUUCCUGACUGGGAAAAAUGAAGGGAAAUUGGUUUUAGCAACAGAUCAGAGCGAUAGCUGUUUUGUUUUAUCUAAAGUAUUCGGAAGAGUUUCUAAGCAAAAUAGUUUUCCAGGUUAAACAGCUGUUAUUUUU
Molecule: messenger RNA, 3057 nt
Organism: Pogona vitticeps (central bearded dragon)
Lineage: Eukaryota; Metazoa; Chordata; Lepidosauria; Squamata; Agamidae
Gene: DOLK
Product: dolichol kinase
Biological process (GO): dolichyl monophosphate biosynthetic process
Cellular component (GO): endoplasmic reticulum membrane
Molecular function (GO): dolichol kinase activity
Source: RefSeq, a predicted model, not a curated record